Messenger RNA from Helianthus annuus (common sunflower), 954 nucleotides. RefSeq lists its product as uncharacterized. Lineage: Eukaryota; Viridiplantae; Streptophyta; Magnoliopsida; Asterales; Asteraceae. The record is from RefSeq and is a predicted model, not a curated record. Bases 1 to 954 code for a protein of 317 amino acids. The transcript has 2 exons. Gene Ontology annotation, molecular function: zinc ion binding; nucleic acid binding.
AUGGACAUUUCAGUUAAAGAAAUGUUUGGUGCAACCGGAGGUGAUUCGGCAUCUCACCUAACUGAAGAAAUGAAAGAUAUGAUUUCCAAGGAGGUCGGAAAGGCUUUAGAAGCUAGUCUAUUGCAGUUCCUCGAUAGACUACAAACCAUGAUCUUAUCGGUGGUGGAUGAUAAGAUGAGUGAAAUGAAAGAGAGUCUCACACAAGAAAGAGACAAGGAAGGGGUUUUCGAGAGAACACAUUGUGAUGAAACCGAUUUCGUGGCGUACGGGACCGAUCAAUUAAGAGGUCAUGCGAAAGAUUGGUGUGAUAAUCUUAAAAAGGAACAAGGAAUCGAGGCCACGAGAACUAUGUCGUGGGAGGAAUUCAAAACACCGUUCCUUAAACACCAUAGCCCAAAAGCCGUGAUCAACAAGACCAAAGAAGAAUUUAUUCAGUUAAGGCAGAGGGGCGAGUCGAUAGACAAGAUUACUGGAGUGUUUCUAGACAAGCUCAGAUUUUGUGACGAGCUAGUUCAAACAGAAGAACAUAAGAUCUACUAUUAUUACAACAUGUUAAGUGCGGAGCAUCGGGAGUUUAUGGCUCCCUCGAAAUACGGACAUCUUAUGGAGAUCGUAAAUGCCGCACGCGAAAGAGAGAUCAGACUAAAGAAACAAAUUGAAAGAGGCAAAAGGAGGGUGUUGGAUGUGAAUCCAAACCCCGUGAAGAUGCAAAAGCCUAAUGAAAUUCUGAAGAAAGGAAUCAUCAAAUUGGGGACACCCCAAUGCAAGAUAUGUGGGAAAGCUCAUAGAGGCGAAUGCUAUUUUAAGAACAAACCAUGUCCUACUUAUGGGAAAGUGGGACACGUGGUUGCUAAUUGCCCGAGAAAGGUGUCGGUGUGCUAUAAAUGUUACAAGCCGGGACAUAAGAAGUCUGAGUGCCGGAAUUGGUUUGAAACAACAAAACAACUGACAUGA